AUGGUGAAGCUGGGCAGCAAUCUGUCUGAGAAGCUGGAGAAGCAGCCGUCUGCGGACGACGGCUUUGAUAACAUUCCCCUCAUCACGCCCCUGGAGGUCAAACAGCUACAGAAGCCGUUCGCGGACAAGAUCAUUGUGAAGACGACGACACAGUACCAACUGCAGCAGAAGAAGAAAAACAAGCUGUACCUGCCGAACAUCAAGAAACUGAACAUUAACUUCUACAGUGAGGUUUCAGAGAAAAUUAAGAUCACAGGUCUGAUCCUCAUCACUCUGGCCUUCUUGACCAGCCUGCUCCUCCUGCUCAUGUACAAAGCCAUGUGGUACGACCAACUGACCUGCCCAGAGGGUUUUGUCCUGAAGCAGAAGCACUGCUCCCCCACAGCUCUGGAGAUGCACUUCCCAGAGCAGCAGCAGCAGCAGCAGGACGAGCCCGGCGUCCACAGCGGCACCGACCGCUGUACCCUGUUCGCCGCUCUCAGCCACCUCAAACAGGUCCGGAGGCCUGGACCUGAGCUGCCAUCACCAUGGUUACCAGUCAUCAGCUCUCUAAAGGAGGCCGAGGUGGCGAAGCAAAGCAGCGAGCUGCUGAAAAGAGGGCUGGAGGGAGAGGAGUGA
Limanda limanda (common dab) is the source of this 618-nucleotide messenger RNA. It is a transcript of the gene caly, whose product is annotated as calcyon neuron-specific vesicular protein. Gene Ontology annotation, cellular component: membrane; endosome. Gene Ontology annotation, molecular function: clathrin light chain binding. NCBI's taxonomy places the organism in Eukaryota, Metazoa, Chordata, Actinopteri, Pleuronectiformes, Pleuronectidae. Bases 1 to 618 code for a protein of 205 amino acids. The record is from RefSeq and is a predicted model, not a curated record. Gene Ontology annotation, biological process: G protein-coupled dopamine receptor signaling pathway; endosomal transport; clathrin coat assembly. The transcript is spliced from 4 exons.